This is a messenger RNA of Australozyma saopauloensis, 891 nucleotides long. RefSeq names its product spermidine synthase (gene SPE3). Bases 1 to 891 code for a protein of 296 amino acids. Gene Ontology annotation, biological process: polyamine metabolic process. NCBI's taxonomy places the organism in Eukaryota, Fungi, Ascomycota, Pichiomycetes, Serinales, Metschnikowiaceae. Gene Ontology annotation, molecular function: catalytic activity. The record is from RefSeq and is a predicted model, not a curated record. The transcript has a single exon.
AUGUCUCAACAGUUGACCCAUCCCUCCAUCAAAGACGGCUGGUUUGCCGAGAUCUCCGACACCAUGUGGCCCGGCUCGGCCAUGUCGUUGAAAGUCGAGGAGGUCUUGUACUCCGGCAAGUCCAAGUACCAAGACGUCUUGGUGUUCAAGUCCACCAACUGGGGAAAUGUGUUGGUGUUGGACAACUGCAUCCAAUGUACCGAGCGCGAUGAGUACUCGUACCAGGAGAUGAUCACCCACUUGGCCAUGAACCUGCACCCUAACCCAAAGAAGGCGUUGGUGAUUGGCGGUGGAGAUGGAGGUGUGUUGAGAGAGAUUUUGAAGCACUCUUCCAUUGAGGAGGCUUGGUUGUGUGACAUCGACGAGGCUGUCAUUGAGGUGUCCAAGAAGUACUUGCCAGAGAUGUCCAAGUCUUACCAGGACCCUAGAACCAAGGUUCACAUUGGAGACGGCUUCAAGUUUUUGGCCGACUACCAGAACACUUUCGACGUGAUCAUCACCGACUCCUCGGACCCGGAGGGUCCCGCCGAGAGUCUCUUCCAGAAGCCAUACUUCGAGUUGUUGAAGGGUGCUUUGACCGAGAAGGGUGUCAUCACCACCCAGGCCGAGUCCAUCUGGUUGCACAUGGACAUCAUCUCCAAGUUGAAGCAGGACUGUAAGCAGAUCUUCCCUGUUGCUGAGUACGCUUACACCUCCAUUCCAACUUAUCCUUCUGGUACCAUUGGGUUCAUGGUGUGCAGCAAGGACGGCUCCGCCAACGUCAAGAAGCCAUUGAGAAAGUUCGACGAGGACUUUGAGGCCGAGAACUUGAAGUACUACAACUCCAGAGUGCACGAGGCCUCGUUUGUGUUGCCUCAAUGGGCCGACAAGAAGUUGAACAAGGAUCUUUAG